This is a messenger RNA of Penicillium lagena, 834 nucleotides long. RefSeq lists its product as uncharacterized. The transcript has 3 exons. The record is from RefSeq and is a predicted model, not a curated record. NCBI's taxonomy places the organism in Eukaryota, Fungi, Ascomycota, Eurotiomycetes, Eurotiales, Aspergillaceae. Gene Ontology annotation, molecular function: oxidoreductase activity. Bases 1 to 834 code for a protein of 277 amino acids.
AUGGAGAUCGCUACACCGCAAGCACCCAUAAACGAGGGCGCCACCUCCCCGCCCCGAAAUGUCGACACAGAUCUGAUAUUCUGGAGACGGCCAGCGGACUUGCGCCUAGUCUCCGAUUUCACCAAAGUCGGCCGGGAAGAAGGCGUGGCGGCGAUGAAGAAUCUCGAGGAAGAGCAUCGCAUUCACGUUCACGACCUCCACGGCCACGAGUCGGAUUUCUCCUUGCACCAGAACGGCUUCCAGUAUGUCUGGCACGAGAUCCCCGAGCUCGGCAGCGCUGCGGAUGAAGAGCAGGUGCAGAAUUUCAUCAUCCCUCGAACGGAGGAUUUGGUCAAGAAAUUGUAUGUCGGUAUUUUGCAAAACCGGGGCAUCGCGAACCAAAACAUUCAAGCACCGGGUCCGCUGCCUAGCCAGCGGACCAGCCAUGUUUGCCAUAAUCGCGCCCCUGCACACAGCGUGCACUCGGACUUCACCGUCGCCGGCGCGCUGCGCAACCUCGCCAACACGAUCCCCGAUUCAGAAGAGCGCGAGCAGCUUCUAUCCAAGCGGGUGAUGAUCGUCAACAUCUGGCGGCCCUUGAAGACCGUAACCAGAGACCCGCUGGCGGUCUGUGACUGGGGGUCCCUGAAUCACAAGAACGACGGCAUUGCCAACCGGCUCGUUCUGCCGGGGGGUGGAAUGAGCUGGGGAAGAAGCUUGGUGUUUUUGCAGUUUGAUAGUGAGCGGGCCGAGGAGGGUGGCGUUACCGUUCCUCAUACUGCAUUUGUGGAUCCGGCGUUUAGGGAUGGGCCGCCUCGGGAGAGUAUUGAGAUUAAGAUGUUUGCGUUUUUUUAG